UAAGGAGGGGAGACGAGCAGCCGGGGCGACAUGGAAAGCCCGACCGAGAACCCGACCAGGGCUGCGGGGUAUCUGAAGGAGCUGAAUAAGAUCAUAGAGACGCAGCAGGAGUUGCUGGAGAGGCAGAGGGGAAGGAUCGAGGAGCUGGAGCAGCAAGUGUCCGACUUGUGCACGGAGAACGUGUGUCUGAAGGAGCAGUACCAGAGGCACCUGGCUACCUGCAGGCUGCUGCAGGGCAGCAACAGCCUGGUCGCCCUGGGGAGCAUCAAGGAGCAUGUCACCCAGGACAAGAAACAUGUGUCUCUGCCGGUGGACAUCAGCGAGAAGCCGGGCCGGCUGGUGUCCGAGGGCUGCAGAAGAGUCACGCCCUGCCGCAAGUGGAAGUCGGCCUCCUUUGGUGUGGAAGGGGAUGGACGGCCCAAUGAGAGCGGCCCUUCCCUGGAUGGUGGAGCCACCUACGGCCAGGGCCCGGUGACUCACGGCUCGGCCAUCAGCCCCGAUCGAUUUGACAGCCAGCUUUACAGCCACGGGGUCCAGCCCGGGCCUCAGAGGCCCCGUCGGCCCAAGCUCCAGCACUCGCAGUCCAUCCUCCGUAAACAGGCCGAGGAGGAGGCCAUCAAGCGGUCGCGCUCGCUCUCCGAGAGCUACGAGCUCUCCGCCGACCUCCAGGAUAAACAGGUGGAGAUGCUGGAGCGCAAAUACGGUGGGAGAUUCAUAACCCGGCAUGCGGCUCGCACCAUCCAGACAGCCUUCCGUCAGUAUCAGAUGAACAAGAACUUUGAACGUCUCAGGAGCUCUAUGUCGGAGAACCGCAUGUCCAGACGCAUCGUCCUGUCUAACAUGAGGAUGCAGCUCUCCUUCGAAGGCCCGGAAAAAGUGCACAGCUCUUAUUUUGAAGGGAGGCAGGUGUCCAUGACAGAGGAUGGCACUCCGCUGUCCAUGGUGCAGUCUGAGUGUGGCGAUAUCGAGGUUCACCAACAGGCCAACAUGGCCGCUCACGCGGCCCCGCAGAGUGACCUGACGGACGCCAUCACGGAACUGGAGGACGCCUUCUCCAGACAGGUCAAGUCUUUAGCCGAGUCGAUAGAUGAUGCUCUGAACUGCCGCAGCCUGCAGGGGGAUGAGGGUCCCGACCCGGAGGCCAUGGGUUGCACCACGGUGGAGGGUGAGGUACCCUAUCAGGUGAAAGCCCACCGCAGGGUGGCUGGACGGAUGCACGACGAGUCGAUGGCGUCCUAUAGUGAUGUUACUUUGUUUAUCGACGAGGAGGACAUGGGCCCUCCUAUCGCUCUCUCAAGGUCGGGCGAUCAUCCCUCCAGCACAGAAUCAGACUUACGGCUGCGGUCAGUCAACUCCUCCCAGGAAUAUUGGCCUAUCGACCCCAAAGAUGAGGGUCGUGACACAGACACUAGCUGCCGCAGCACUCCUUCUCUGGAGUGCCAAGAGCAGCGCAUUAGAAUGGACCAUCUUCCCCUCCUGACCAUUGAACCUCCUAGCGAUAGCUCCGCGGAGCUCAGCGACCGCUCCGAACGCAGCUCGGUCAAACGGCCGCCCGUGUACGAACCCCACGGCCACAUCGUGACGUCGUCCCAGGCGAGCCCCAAACACAUAUCCCACGGGCCCCCGCCGCGCGCUCCCUCCCGCGACGACGACGCGCCCCUGCGCCACCGCCACCGCCAGCUAGAGAGCCACCUGGCGAUCAACGGCUCGGCCAACAGGCAGAGCAAGUCCGAGUCGGACUUCUCGGACGGGGACAACGACAGCAUCAACAGCACAUCGAACUCCAACGACACCAUCAACUGCAGCUCGGAGUCCUCGUCCAGAGACAGCCUGCGGGAGCAGACUCUGAGCAAACAGACGUACCACAAGGAGACUCGCAACAGCUGGGAUUCGCCCAUCUUCAGCAACGACGUGAUCCGCAAGAGGCACUACCGCAUCGGCCUGAAUCUGUUCAACAAGAAGCCGGAGAAAGGCAUUCAGUACUUGACUGAAAGAGGAUUCAUCCCAGACACGCCGGUCGGUGUGGCUCACUUCCUGCUGCAGAGGAAAGGGUUAAGCAGGCAGAUGAUCGGAGAAUUUCUGGGCAAUCGACAGAAGCAGUUUAACCGAGACGUCUUGGACUGUGUGGUGGAUGAGAUGGACUUCCAGGGCAUGGAGCUGGACGAGGCCCUCAGGAAGUUUCAGAACCACAUCCGUGUUCAGGGUGAAGCCCAGAAGGUGGAACGGCUCAUUGAAGCCUUCAGCCAGCGCUACUGCAUCUGUAACCCCACGGUGGUGCGGCAGUUCAGGAACCCUGACACCAUCUUCAUCUUGGCCUUCGCGAUCAUCCUCCUCAACACCGACAUGUACAGCCCCAACGUCAAGCCCGAGAGGAAGAUGAAGCUGGAGGACUUCAUCAAGAAUUUAAGAGGUGUGGAUGAUGGAGAGGACAUACCACGGGAGACUCUGGUUGGCAUCUAUGAGAGGAUUCGUAAGCGAGAGCUGAAGACCAAUGAAGACCACGUCUCCCAGGUGCAGAAGGUUGAGAAGCUCAUUGUGGGAAAGAAACCAAUUGGAUCGCUCCACCACGGCCUUGGAUGUGUGCUGUCACUGCCCCAUCGCCGACUGGUGUGUUACUGCCGCCUGUUUGAAGUUCCAGAUCCAAACAAGCUCCAGAAGCUGGGUCUGCAUCAGCGGGAGAUCUUCCUGUUCAACGACCUCCUCGUGGUCACCAAGAUUUUCCAGAAAAAGAAGAAUUCGGUGACGUACAGCUUCAGACAGUCCUUCUCUCUCUACGGGAUGCAAGUCAUGCUGUUUGAAAACCAGUAUUACCCAAAUGGGAUCAGGCUUACCUCGGCGAUACCAGGUGCAGACAUCAAAGUACUCAUCAACUUCAACGCGCCGAACCCCCAGGACCGCAAGAAGUUUACAGACGAUCUCCGGGAGUCCAUCGCCGAGGUCCAGGAAAUGGAGAAAUACAGAAUAGAGUCUGAGCUGGAGAAGCAGAAGGGGGUGGUGAGACCCAGCAUGUCGCAGAGCUCCGGGCUGAAGAAGGAAGCCGGCAACGGGAACAUGAACCGCGCCAGUCUGGACGACAGCUACGCCAUGGGAGAGGGCCUGAAGAGGAGCGCCCUCAGCAGCUCCCUGAGGGACCUCUCCGAAGCAGGCAAGCGGGGGCGUCGCAGCAGUGCAGGAUCACUAGACAGCAAUAUGGAAGGGUCCAUCAUUAGCAGCCCUCACACGCGAAGGAGAGCCACCACGCCGCGCGAGGGCGCGCCCCGCGGCCAUCCCUCCAUCCCUAACUCUGCAUCCACUUCCAUCCUGGGGUCGCUCUUUGGCAGCAAGCGAGGGAAACCGUCAUCUCAGAGCCACCCUCCUUUCCCCGCCCCCGGCCACCCCACCCUCAUAUCCCACAAGCCCCACCCGACCAACCUGCACCACACAGCACAGGCGGUUCACGCAGCACAGUCCCAGCACCACGGCCACCAUUCCCAAUACUGCCAGGUCCCGCAGAACCCCCCGCCGUACCACCACCACCACCACUACCACCCGCCCCCCCACACGCAGUACCACCAGCACCCGGCCUACAGCUCGCACUCGCACCAACACUCCCACCCGCAGCAGCACAGCCACUACAGCCAGCAUUCCCAUCACUCCUCGCACUCCCAGCACGGCCCCCACCACCACAGUCAGCAGUCGGGCUCGGCGCCCGGUGGACCCAAACCCAAACACAGUGGCAUCAGCACCGUAGUGUGAUGCUCGGAACGCAGAGAGAGAGAGAGAGGAGAAGCAAGGAGAGGACUCAACGGAGGAGGGACAAUUGCUUACACCAAAGGGACUGACAGCAUAACUCUAUGGCCUGUCCACUGUGUUUCUGCUGCUGUGAUGGGAGCCAAUCACACGCAGUCACCUUUUUUCACUUCCAGGUCCAAAUAAUAUGCAGGAUGGAAAUCGGACUCAAAUCUUCCACUAGGGGCCUUUCAGUAGUUUGCCUGAUCAGGGGGCUUCGUUCCCCUCUAGGUGGGGAGGGUUUUUGCACAGGAAGAUGCUCUUUGUUUUCCACACACGCCCCCAUGCAUCGCCCGGCCGCGGCGGCCCGCAGCGAGAGUGCGUUUUCUCACCGAGCUGCUCCCCGUUUCUUCAUCCCCUCGAUAUCCUGUCCUACCUCCGCGCUACCCGGAGGAAAGAUGGCCUGAGAUGAGAACAUGGCUGACUGUUUUCUCUGUCUCGACAGCAACUUUUCUUGUGCACAAGCUUUCGAAAGUCAACUCUCAAAUCUUUUUGGUUUUCGGAUCCUACUAUCAUAUGAAUGCUAUCUGUUGUUGCCUCCCUUAGAGCUCAUAUGUAGUGAAAAACCUCGAUAUAAUCAUUUCACACUAACCUAAAUCAAAGGACAGGUGAACAACUCAACCGAGUCAGUCAUAGUAGUUCUAGUGCUGUAUUUACUGUAGAUGACAGCUAUACGUGUUGUCUCCUAGCUCUCAUAAUUAAAUGUGCCAAUUAUUAAUCCAUAAUCUAUUUAGUCAAGACUUCAUGUACAGUAUAUUGUGUGUAAAGUAAUUUGUAAGAUUAUACUUACAAUUAUUAUUAUCAGCAAAAAUGAAUUCUAUCAGUAUUAUACUGACUCUGUGGUAACAGGAUGUAGAUCUGAAAGGAGUGAACUCUCAUUCAGUCCGGCCUAUAAUUUCCUCUAUAAAGUUUUUUGCCUUUCAAGCGGAUCAGAGGGAGCCUCUGGACGGCAGCUGUUGCAUAAAGGCUUCAAAAUGCUGUGCUGCCACAGCCGAAGCCUCAAAGCAGACUUCUCCUGUCAGCUCCAGCAGUUAAUCAGCUCGGCUGGCUGCUCGGUAGGUCCGUUUACUUCUCAUACAGUGGCUGCUUAAUGAAUGAAUACGAGUGAAAAGACUUUUUUUUUUUUUUUUUUUUUUUUUUGUAAAAUCUUCAUGGCUCAGUUCCUGUUACACGUGGACCGGCUCAUUUGCGUUGAACACGAUAAGUCUGUUGCCUUUAACAUUUUGCAACAGCUGCUGUCUUUGACUCUCGCAAUUAAAAAAAAACAAAACAAAAAAAAAAACAUUUUUUUAAUCUUCAUUUUGCCUUGUUUAAAAUAUUUUUCAUUCACUAUCAGCAUAUGGUGAGUAAAUAAAAUGAGUUCUUACAUAGUGAAGUAUUUUUUUCAUCUUUUUUUCUAUUAUAUGUGCAAUAUCUUUGUACUGAUUUUGUACAUUAAGAACAAGCAAGGUGUCCCUUCUGUUUGCGUGUGCGUGUUUUUUUUUUUUUUUUUUCCUUUCUUCAUAUUGAGUCUUUAUUUAUUUUUCUUCAUUUCGACGCCCCCCCUGUCAGAGUCUUUUCUCUGUAAAUUAAUGUCUGGCUGUCCUCGUGGUCUUUUGAGAGGUACAGGCUUUGGAGUUCAGUGGAAUGUCUAGUAAGUGAUUUUUUGCAUGUAAUGUUAUUGAUGUGAGGCUAUCCUCUGCACAUUGUAUAACAAAUCAGUGUUACCAUAGCAAAGUUUUAAGUGCAAUCAUGUUCAGAAAAUGCAGACUUGUACUGAGAGUGGAGGUCUGUUAUCUUGUCCAGGAUGAGAUUCAGGUGAAAAUACGUUUUUUUUUUUUCCAUUUAAAAUAUAUAAAUACUUACACAGUUCACAAUGGAAAGAAGAAUGUGUGUAUAUAUUUUAAUAAAAGGAAUAUCUUACUCCUUGGCCUGAACAGAAAUAUUUUGCUGGAUAAGCACAUAUGAAAGAACACUUUCAUUUUUUUCAGGAAAUGCAGUUAUAAUAUACAAAAUGCAAACAAACAAAAGAACUGGGUAUAUGUAAAGAAUAACUUUCUACAUUCUACAAGAUAAGAGUCUAUUCUAGUGUGUAAAUUAGUGACAGUAAACUGUUUGUCCCAAUAUUCAGGUUGUAAAUGUAUUUUAGCAUUCACGAAGAAAACCAUUAUCACAAGUCAGGCUAACCUUCUCAUGUUUCUCCUUAUUUGAAUUAUCAAAAGAGGACGUUUAAAUGACAGACAUAUCACAAACGGGACAUUAAUGAUCAACUGAAUGUGUCUUCCCAAUGAUUUCAUGUCUUUGCUACAAAUCUGAAAUCUUGGGACGAUGUGAAACCGUUGUUUAUUUUCGGUGUGUGUUGUAGUGCUUCAAAUGUCUCCAGUCAUUCUUUGUGAGAAAGUACCCCGACAAUGCACUGCAUGGAUCUGAUGCAUCAUGUGUCCUAUUCACUGUGAGCUGAUGGGAAGAAGAAAAAAAAAAACAACAAAAGAAAAAAAAUCAGCCUUUAAAUUUUGAAUUCUCCGGUUUUGAUUUGGAUUUUUUUUUUUUUUUUUUUUUUCCUGAUGUUGACGUGUCCUUGUUGUUCCAUGUUAGCCUGGUAGUUAUAUUGAAGCUCAGCAUGCAUUUCAUCUACAAAGCCAUUGUGUAAAUUACAAAACAUGAAGAACAUUGCACUUCUGUUGCUGAGGGCUUUCAUCAUGUAAAUAAGGGAUUUUGAUGUGCAAAAUUGAUGAACCGCUUGAAGGAAGGGUUUAUCUUUAAUAAGCUGUAAAGGGACCAAGACUUGGGUUCAAGGAGAUGUAAAUAAUGUGUAUAUGAUCAGUAGUCUAUUCUGAUAUCUGCAGUUAAGAUCAGGAUGUACAAACAUCACCUUUAAGAUGGAUGUGAUAGGGUGAUAUAUGAACAUAUCGAUUGUCUCUGCGUCCAGAUGUUGGCAUUUUGCUGUGGAAAUUAAAAAAAAGACUGUUAGAAAGUUUGCCAUUUACAUCCAGCUCAUUUUCAUACAUGCAGCACACAGACACAAACACACACACACACGUAUAAUGUACACACAGACAAGUGGCACACAUCCUGCUGCAAGCUGUUCAGUCUGGCGUGAGACACAUUAAAAAAAAAAAAAAAAAAAAAACACGAGGAAGACAGGAAUGGCCUCAUUUAUAUGUGCAUUCUGUUUGUACAGUGAGUAGUGAGUCA
Molecule: messenger RNA, 6942 nt
Organism: Salarias fasciatus (jewelled blenny)
Lineage: Eukaryota; Metazoa; Chordata; Actinopteri; Blenniiformes; Blenniidae
Product: IQ motif and SEC7 domain-containing protein 1-like
Exons: 15
Coding region: 31-3735 (1234 amino acids)
Biological process (GO): regulation of ARF protein signal transduction; actin cytoskeleton organization
Molecular function (GO): guanyl-nucleotide exchange factor activity
Source: RefSeq, a predicted model, not a curated record